Zeugodacus cucurbitae (melon fly) is the source of this 1834-nucleotide messenger RNA. RefSeq names its product tRNA (adenine(58)-N(1))-methyltransferase catalytic subunit TRMT61A (gene Trmt61). Gene Ontology annotation, biological process: tRNA methylation. The transcript has 5 exons. Gene Ontology annotation, cellular component: nucleus; tRNA (m1A) methyltransferase complex. The coding region runs from base 160 to 1134 and encodes 324 amino acids. NCBI's taxonomy places the organism in Eukaryota, Metazoa, Arthropoda, Insecta, Diptera, Tephritidae. The record is from RefSeq and is a predicted model, not a curated record.
ACUGAAACACCCUACAAUUGUAGCACGUGAAUAUACAACGUCAAAUCCAAAAUCGUAUACGAUAAUGUUAAAAUGUCAAAAAAUUUGUUUACAAAUUUAGGCGGCGUGUUUUCUUUAAAUUGUUAAGCUACACAUUACUAAAUAAAUAAAACGGUAAAAAUGAGUUUUCUGAAGCCAAAGGAUGUAAUUGCAGAGGGUGAUACCGUGAUACUUUAUCUCACUGUGAAUUCGAUGCACGCCAUUGAAGCUACACCAACAAUAGUCAACAAAAAGGGCGAAACCAUUGAAUAUAUAUUUCAAACAUCAUACGGCGCGUUAAAGGUACGCAACCUAAUUGGUGUCACAUAUGGUAGCCGCGUGGAACUCUCGAAGGGUUGGGCAUAUGUGCUGCAACCAAAUCCAGAAUUAUGGACACAAACGCUGCCACAUCGUACACAAAUCAUUUACACACCAGAUAUUAGUAUGAUACUCUUUCAACUUGAAGUGCGGCCUGGUUCAGUUAUAGUUGAAUCGGGCACUGGUUCUGGUUCACUGUCACAUUAUUUUUUACGUGCAAUUAAACCAUUUGGUCAUCUACAUACAUUUGACUUCCACGAAGCGCGAGUGCAACAAGCUCGUGAAGAAUUCGAACGACAUGGCUUAGGUGAUUUUGUAACAGUUUAUCAUCGCGACGUGUGUCAACUGGGUUUUAGCAAUGAGUUAGAAGGCAAAGCAGAUGCAGUAUUUUUGGAUUUACCGGCACCACAGUUGGCCGUACCAUUUGCAGCGAAAACACUGAAAUUAGAGGGUGGACGAUUUUGUUCAUUUUCACCUUGUAUUGAACAAUCACAACGUUGUUGUAUCGCUUUACAAGAACACGGAUUCACCGAGAUACGUUCAAUGGAAAUACUACAGCAAGAGCAUGUUGUUAAAACUAGAACUUUGCCCGUGCUAGAUUUAGAAUUCCUGAAGCAUAAGAAACCCUCCCCCCAGAAACUGGAUGAAUCGAGUACUAGCGAGACUAAUGAAAAACCAGAUCCUAUGAAGACUCCUAAGGAAACAAAAAAAGUCCUAACAUCAUGUGCGCCGCCUACACUUCCAGGCCACACGGGAUAUUUGACAUUUGCAACUCUACCUCCAGCCUUCGUACGAUAGCAAACAUUUUUCAACAUUUUAAUACUAUAUAAUGCGACAAUACAUGUUUAAAGAAAAAAAAUAAUAAGUUUUUAUAAACACCCAAAUGGCAUAAUAUUUUCAAUUCAAAAAAAGUGAUGCUUGAUAAGAAAUUAUGACAGUGAAGGAUUUUAACUAAUGAAAUAUAAUAAUCAAAUUUCAUAUUUUUAAUAAACUAUUUGAAAAAACGUAUCCACAUUUUUGAAAAAAUUAUCAAUAUAUCGUUACAUUGGUUUAAACAGCUGGUUUUGGAUAUCGAUUGUUUAUCGAUAAGGAGCUGAAUAAGGUACUUCUCCAGCAAUGCACUUUGACCGCAAUGAAUAAACGUUAUUAUUUUCAAAUUAUAUUCUGCAACCUCCAGAGGUUUAUUAAAGCGAGAACGCUAUACUUAUUAUGCCUGCCAUAGAAAUAUUCGUUCACAGCUGAUAAACAGAAAUGACGAAUAUCUGAUUAGCACAUUGCCCUUCCGUGCCCUGUCAAUUUAUUGUGCAAGAAAAACAUCAAGUGUAAAAGCCGCGCAUCGCUCAAAAAACAAGAAUUGUAGAAAAAAGAAACACAAGCAAAGUAUAUAGAAGAAUCAACCACUUUCAGUACACGUAUACAGGUAGUACAAUUUGAUGCUCCACACAGCAGUACGAAGUGGUGGCACAUAUUUGUAUCGUGACCUGUGCAAGUUCAAUUA